Molecule: messenger RNA, 2803 nt
Organism: Folsomia candida
Lineage: Eukaryota; Metazoa; Arthropoda; Collembola; Entomobryomorpha; Isotomidae
Product: tetratricopeptide repeat protein 27
Exons: 13
Coding region: 201-2681 (826 amino acids)
Molecular function (GO): protein binding
Source: RefSeq, a predicted model, not a curated record
GAAGUGCGGGAAGCUGUGUUUUGAACAACAACGUGGAUAUUUUUUUGUCCUGAAAUUAAAAAUUGCCUGCCGUGCACAUUCAACUUGGAAAAAGGGUGACUAAAAAUCGACAAGUUAUAAUUUUAAAAAAAAUCAACUAAAACAAAAAAUAGCUUUGGUUGCAUUGAUUCACUGACUGACUUCGAAAAUUUCGAAUCGAAAUGGCACGUGUCCCUCUAACUUUGUCCGCGAUGGAAAUUAACCUGUUGAAAGGACUGCCGAUAUCACUCCAUGAUGCCAACACAAAAUCGACCCUCUUGCAGGAAAUUCUAGAAAGUUUUGAAGCCCAAGCGGACGAUUCAUUUGUGAUGAUGGCUUAUCAUUUGCAUCAUGCCGUCACUAAUGAGAUACAGUCUAUUCUAGACGAACAGAUGGUGCACCAAGAAGAAAGAUCGGAAAUUCUACUCUUAAUUUCUGCAAAGUUAAUACGCCUAUUUGUUCAACUGAAUUCCACUGGUCCACACAUUAAGUUUACAAUAGAUAAUAGUACUUCAAUAAGUUUGACAACCAAAACUGUACUUGAAGAAUUGGACGCCGUGACUUUACAAGUUGACGGUCUCGAAAUCAACGAGCUUGCAGUGUUGCCGCAACUCCUACUCAUGGCUCAAGAGUUUCUCAAAAUUAAUUCGUCUUGUCCAAAUUUAUGGAUAGGCAAAAUGCAUGCGUGGUGGUACAUUAGGGCGAAAUUCCUUCAGCAAAAAAUAUUGGAUGGUACAAGUGUUUCUGUUGCUGGAUGCAUAGGAACUGCUGCUGCUGUCAUUGAAACACAAUUUGAAAUAUGGGACAAUGAUCUCGACCUCAAAACGUUAUGGUAUUGUGAACAGAGCGACAUUCACCUUUACUAUUACGAUAUUGUGUCGGCUAGAAAAUGUCUUUCGGAAGCAGCUAAAACAUGCAAAUCAGAGUUUUAUACCACAGGGAUGCUGGGAAAGAAAACAAAAUUUCAGCAGAACGAUUUAGCUCAACUUGUAGUUCAAGCUGAUAUGCAGCAAGUUACUGAGACCACUGAAAAUACGAUUUACCUGGAUCAAUUUCGUAAAUGCCGAUCAGUCAUCGACGUACCAUUGGACGAUGACACUCGUUUAGAGAAGGUCAAAUUGCAAGAUGAAAGCCGUGCAUUUAACUUGACAACUAUUCAACAAGUGUUGCUGUUAGCCGAAUUGAAUUAUAUGAAAAAGUCCCAAGCGAAAGAUGAAUUGUUAAAGGAACAAAUUUUAGCUUAUGUUCGGACUCUGCUGGAAGACCCAAAAUUAUGGAAUGUUUUCGUUGUGUCCCUUAUAUUCCGAUCCAUGGUGGAAACAGACCACUUUAGAACCGUCGAGAGGUCCAUGAUGCAGUUCGAGAAUAUUCAAAGAUCAGUAACUACAGAUGUUUCGCCGUCAUUUAGUGCUAGAUAUCAAUUCUAUCAUGCAUCGUGUAUGCCUCUGACUUGGGAAAUUGAUGUUGCAUUUGGAGAUGUCUUGAUUUCCCUUGGCCACAUUAAAAAUGCUCUCGACGUGUAUCUUCGAAUUAAUAUGUGGGAAAAUGUUAUCGCUUGCUACAAUUCAUUAGACCUGAAGCAUAAGGCGGAAGAAGUCAUACGAGAGCAGAUUAAGAAAACGGGAGAAACUCAAAAGCUGUUAGUUUAUUUGGGUGACGCAACAAACGAUAUCACGUUGUAUGACAAGGCUUGGGAACUCUCUAAUCACAAGAGUUUUUUGUCGCGUCAACGUUUGGGCGUUUACUGGUUCAGAAAACAACAGUAUGAGAAGGCUAUACCAUUUUUGAAGGCUGCAGUAGAGUUGAAUCCAUUAGAAUAUCCCGUGUGGGUUCGAUUAGCCUACGCAGCAUUACAUUCAGAAAAUUGGGAACUUUGUGUAAAAGCUUAUGUGCAUGCCAACAACCUGGAUGACCAGAGUUUUGAAAAUUGGAAUAACUUGGCAAAAGCAGCUUUAAAGUUGGGGAAUAAGGAUCAAGCCUUGCGAGCCUUGAAACAAGCAACAAAAUGCAACUAUGAAGAAUGGAAAGUUUGGGAGAACUUGAUGGUGGUUGCGCUACAGUGUUGUGAUUUAGAAUGGACAAUAAUGGCCUUCAAUAGACUUAUCGAUUUGAAGGAUUCAUAUGCUGAUGACAUGGUGUUACGCCUCUUGGUUGAUUUGGUGUGCGAUGAUUCGUGGGAUGCAAAGGGGGCAACCAGUGCUCGUUCGAGAGACGCGUUGCAGAAAUUGUUGGGUAGAGUUACGUCCAAAGUAACAACUAAUGCUGAUGUUUGGCAAAGCUAUUCUACAUUCCUCUAUAAAACUGUUAAAUCAAAGUUGGGGGAUAAUUCUUUGGAAGACAAGUGGUACAAUAUGGUCCAGUAUCAGCAAAAAACUGUUAAAUGUAGAAUCCAGAAUACAAAUUGGGACAAGAUACCAGAUUUGACAAAGCAUGUGGUGGAAGCUAUCGAAUUGCUGUGUACCAGAACGCGAGAAUUUCUUGAUGUAUUGCCAAAUAAUCUCUCUGGAAAAGAUUUAAAGACCCAAGCAGAGUUCCUCAAUCAACGAGUUCAAAAUACUAUCAGCCAGAAGUGCAAAGAGGCGAUAGAUCCAACCAUUUAUACAGAAUUUUUAUCGAGACUUGGAAACGCUAAUCAUAUUUUAACUGGAGGGACAGUGACAUAGUCUUCAGUAGUUUGUGAUGUUUUAUAGUAAUUCCAAAUGUUAUUUUAAUAGAAUAUUGGACAAAUUUUUGCUAAUUAUGUAUAACGAGCAAAAUAAAAUUCUAAAACUAAGCAAACUAAAAA